Molecule: messenger RNA, 581 nt
Organism: Salmo salar (Atlantic salmon)
Lineage: Eukaryota; Metazoa; Chordata; Actinopteri; Salmoniformes; Salmonidae
Source: RefSeq, a predicted model, not a curated record
UUCAUAUAUUCCGCCCUUAAAGAAGAGGAACGCAUCCGGAAGAGUACAUCCUUGUUUUUUAACCUUAACGUGUUCUUACUCAGUCAAACAACUGUCGAUAAAGACUUUUAGCCACAACGUUCGAAGAUCCACCUACCUACUAACCUGCCAUGGCUGAACCCAAGUCCAUGGAGUCCCCAGGUUCUGGCUGUGGCCUUCCAGCCCAGAGAAGUUCACAGCAGGGUCCAGAGAUGGUGUCAGUGAAGCUGGAAGACUGCAGUCAAACACUGGAACUCAAUGUGAUUGUCAAAGAGGAAGAAGAGGAGACAGAAAUCCAAGAAGAGGUGGAGGAGAGAGCAGUCAAAGAAGAAGUGGAGGAAAGAGCAGUCAAAGAAGAAGAGGUGGAGGAAAGAGCAGUCAAAGAAGAAGAGGUGGAGGAAAGAGCAGUCAAAGAAGAAGAGGUGGAGGAAAGAGCAGUCAAAGAAGAAGAGGUGGAGAACAGGGAAGUGUCUGCUCCAGAUCUAGAGGAAGAGGAGGAAGUAGAUAGUAUCACUGACCCAGGUAAGUUCAGGAGAGAGCUCCAACCCAGGUUCAGACAGUGA